GCAAUGGAAUGCUGGGAAAUGGAGUCCUGCGAAACGGAAUGCUGGGAAAUGGAGUCCUGGGAAACGGGAAACAGAGAGUCCUGGGAAAUGGGAAACAGAGUCCUGAGAAAUGGAGUCCUGGGAAAUGGAAUUCUGGGAAAUGUAGUCCCGGAAAACGGGAACUAGAGCCCUGGGAAACGGAGUCGGCUCCGCCCCGCGGCACCGGCGGCGCUGGUGCUGGGAGGGACCCGGCUCUGGGCACACCAGCUCUGGCUGUGAAAAAUGUGUAUUUUAUGGUUGGCUUUUUGCAAAUAUUAAAAUGAAUAUUAUAUGUGUUAUGUUAGAAAGUUGUGCCGUGUUAAUUUUCUUAAGUAGUGUGUUAAAUAUAGUUUUAAGUUAUAACAAAAUGUUAAAAUUGAAACUAUGCUAUGUAAGAUACUUUUUCAAAGAGAGAACUUGCAGCAAGAUAGCAGCCACAGGACACUUAAAUCUUUCAGAAAAAAGGAAUUUAUUGCUCCCUUAUCAGAAGAAAUGAACUUCCCGCCUCGGUCAGCCCCCAAGACACCAUCAGGAUUCAGAGGAAGAAGCUGACACUGCCCAGCCAGAAUCCUAUGUUUGAAUGGAAUUUAUGCAUCAUGGAUGAGAAACAAGUGACUGGUGUUUUUCACAGAGGAGGAGAGUGUGAGGAAGAGGAAGGAGCCCUGGCACACCCGGGCAGGCGAGGAGGAAGUCAGUGCCCCUUUCCCCCUCUGUCCUGCUGCAUCUCCCAGACCCCACAGUGGAACCUGGCUGGGUGGGAUCCCCCUGCAGGGCCCCCCUGUGACCUCAGCUCAUCUCCAUGGACACGGCUCAAACACACAGAGCCAGCCAAGAGCCGUGGGACCCGGGAAAACCUGGCUGCAGGGAAGUUUUUCAGCGUCUGAUGGAAUAUGGCAUCCAAAACAAAGAAAAGCAAGGAUGAAGAGCCACCCCAGGAAAGCAGCGACACAGAGGACCCCGUCCGGGAGAGGAAGCUGUACCUGCAGGAGGAAUGCAGGAUCCUCUCCCAACACCUGGACACCUACCUGGGCAGGGCGGAGCAGCUCCUGCAGGGCACCAAACACCUGGAAAAGGAAGCCCAGCGCACUGAGGAGCAGAGCCACUCCUACCUGUGCUGCGGAGCGAAGCUCAGCCAGGACCCCCCGGGCAUGAUCAUCACCCUGAGCGACCAGAACCGCCAGGACCUGGUCCAAAUCCAGGCGCAGAAGGAGGAGCUGGUGCCGCGCUACGCCGGCAAGGAGCGGGAGGUGUGGAGCGCCCUGGAGGACACGGAGGCCGAGGCCUCGCGCCUGGACACGGAGCUGCGGCAGCUGGAGCCCUACAAGGAGCAGAAGGUGCAGGCGGAGCAGAGGGUGAAGGCGCUGGAGAAGGAGCUGCGGGUGACCAGGAUCCGCUGCGCCGAGGAGACCCACGCCGUCAGGAGCAAGUUCCUGCAGGACAAGGCCGAGUGCGAGCAGCAGUUCCACCGCAGGAUGCAGCAGCUCACCUGGGGCGCGCAGGAGGUGGCCAUGAGGGCUCUGAUCCAGCACGUGGAGCAGGUGAAGGCCGAGAACAGGCUCCUGCGCCACGAGCUGAUGGGCCUCCUGCAGCACUGCCAGCUCCUCAGGGACACCAGGGUCAAGCUGCAGGACCAGCAGGAGCAGCUGCUCCGGGAGAACCGCUGCCUCCAGCUCACACCAGCGCGGCGCCGCAGGGACAGCCUGACCCGCUCGCCCAUCAGGGCCAGCCACUGACCCCAGACCACCCCAAACCACCCCAAAGCACCUGGCCCUGACCUGCAGGAGCCAGGCAGGGAAGCAACCAAACGCUUCUGGCAGUGGGAGCACUGAGGGCUUGGAGCUCUUGUCACAAAGAUCCAUCAAAUACAUUUAUGGACCAGA
Molecule: messenger RNA, 1898 nt
Organism: Agelaius phoeniceus (red-winged blackbird)
Lineage: Eukaryota; Metazoa; Chordata; Aves; Passeriformes; Icteridae
Gene: CCDC166
Product: coiled-coil domain containing 166
Source: RefSeq, a predicted model, not a curated record